Messenger RNA from Acanthosepion pharaonis, 870 nucleotides. Lineage: Eukaryota; Metazoa; Mollusca; Cephalopoda; Sepiida; Sepiidae. The record is from the annotation of a GenBank genome assembly.
AUGUCGCGAUCACAGACUGUAGACGCCGAGGAGGAAGUGUCCGACACAAUGCAAGAACCGGACCUCGUUAAACUCCAGCGACAAAUGAGAGUUUUGGAGAACAACCGAAGAUCCUACAUGGAUCAGGUGAAAGGCAUCCUUCGGAAACAAGAAACUGAGUACGAAGUGUUGAAGCGAGAUAACGAUGAAAUCCAACUCCUCCUUCAUUUGAUGAAAACUCAGAAGCAGGAACAAAUGAACGCGAAGGAUUCUCGACGCUUUUUCCAGUUAGUCGAAAUGUACGACGACACCAAGCAAAAGAUCGAAGAAAAUAAAGAAGCCAUCACCCGAUUGGAUGAUGAAAUUAAUGCCAUGCAAAGAGCUUACGACGAACAACAGCAAAUGAUUGGCUUGGUUUUCAGGUGCAACAAAAAGCCAGAAUCAGAGAAACGAAUCCGAGCCAUGGAAAACCGCUUAGAAAAAAUGACCACUCAGUUUAACAAACAACUGACGCACAACUCCAAGCUAAGAUUACAGAUCGAUGAUGUCAGACAAGAACGAAAAACUUAUGACAAAAUUUAUAGACGACUUGUUCAGGAAUUGGAAAAUGAACGCUCUCAAAUUAACAACUUGUUGCAGGACGCUACACAUUCUUACGAUGAAAGGGAGGAAGCUCGUCAGAAAAUUGUCAGUUUGCAAGAACGCAAUAUAAAAGAUUCUUCCCAGCACGAAAUCGAAGUUCGGAAAUACGACCGAAGUCUUCAACACGACAAAAGUUUGGAUUCUUUCAUGGCACUAAAAAGUAAAGACCACGGCGCAACAAAACAAGAAAGAGUUCGAUCCAUGAAGAAAGUCGAUCCUCCACUUUUGAUCACGAAAGGUCGACCCUAG